UUCUUUUAUAAACUAAUACACGUGUUUGUGUUUGAAGAAAGAACGUGAAAAACUUGUGAAUUUUUUGUAAUUUUUAAUAAAUUUAUCAAUAAAAUGGGCAAAAUUAAGAAGGAAGCUGUUGAUGAAAGUGUUACCGAAGUCGGUAAUGUCAGCGUUAAGGAGGAGGACAACUAUGAUGAUAAGCUAAAGUAUGUAAAUUCCGUUUCCCAACCCAUGGCCACCAAGAAGAUAGCCAAAAAAUGCUAUAAACUCAUCAAAAAGGCCAUGAAACACAAAACCUUUGUGCGCAAUGGUCUCAAGGAUGUUCAAACCAGACUACGUAAAGGAGAAACUGGUUUGGUUAUAUUUGCCGGAGAUGUCACCCCAAUUGAUGUCAUGUGCCACCUGCCAGCCGUUUGUGAGGAGAAGGGUAUUUCUUAUGUGUAUACCCCCAGCCGUGCUGAUUUAGGUGUCGCUAUGGGUGUUAGACGCGGUACUGUGGCUUUAUUAAUACGUGAAAACGAUGACUAUAAAGACUUGUAUGAUGAAGUUAAACAAGAAAUUUCCACCUUAUACUGUCCCGUUUAAGAUAACAAAAUGUAAAGCCUACAACUCUUUAUUUCAUUUUAGUUAUUAAGAUAUUUUUAAGAAAUACAAAUUUAUAGAAAAACAAAUAAAAAAUUAAAAUCUUUGUAUGAAAACUGCAA
Molecule: messenger RNA, 686 nt
Organism: Calliphora vicina (urban bluebottle blowfly)
Lineage: Eukaryota; Metazoa; Arthropoda; Insecta; Diptera; Calliphoridae
Gene: NHP2
Product: NHP2 ribonucleoprotein
Exons: 2
Coding region: 94-567 (157 amino acids)
Source: RefSeq, a predicted model, not a curated record